AUGGACUCCGAAAGCAAGAAAAAGUGUACCGAUGUCGUGGAUCAUUUCUUCAAGCUCGAUAGCUGCGAGCCCUUCCGCGAACGUGUGAACUGGGAGGAAUGGGGUCUAUACGAUUAUCUUCAGGUGGUUAAGGAACCCAUGGAUUUGGGAACGAUUCGUAGUAAAUUGAGUAAGAACGAGUACAAAAAGGCAUCGGAGUUUGCACGAGACAUGCGUCUGGUGUGGAGCAAUUGUAAACUAUACAAUCAGGACGGCUCCGACCUGUAUCUGCUGGCUGAUGAACUUGCUAAGAAGUUUGAAGACCGUGUCAAGACAAUGAAGUUGGAUGUCGGUCCUGUGCCAAAGGCUGACAAAAGCAUUCCAGCUCCAAGUCUGGAAGAGAAGAUAUACUUCAGUCAAAACAUAUACAAGAUUGCACCUGAGGACAUGGGCACUAUUGUACAGAUGUUAGAGGAACAGUGUCCGAAGGCACUGGACAAGAGCUCACCAGACGAGCUGGAUGUAGUCAUCGACAACAUUGACAACAAGACGUUCCGUGACCUAGAGAAGUAUGUGCUGGAGAAGGUGCCUGAGGGAAGUCGCGAACCAAUUGUUACGCCCAAGUCCUCGAAGAAACAUCGACGACCACCUAGCAAGAAGACUAAAAUUGAGGUAUGA
Molecule: messenger RNA, 657 nt
Organism: Peronospora belbahrii
Lineage: Eukaryota; Oomycota; Peronosporomycetes; Peronosporales; Peronosporaceae
Source: the annotation of a GenBank genome assembly